CGGGCCCGCCGCGGGCGCGCAGCUUCUCGCCGCCUCUAAGGAGCGCUUCCCGGGGCAGUCGGUGUACCACAUCAAGUGGGUGCGCUGGAAGGAGGAGAACACGCCCGUCAUCACCCAGAACGAGAACGGCCCCUGCCCCUUGCUGGCCAUCAUGAACGUGCUGCUGCUGGCCUGGAAGGUUAAACUGCCUCCAAUGAUGGAAAUCAUAACAGCUGAACAGCUGAUGGAAUAUCUAGGAGAUUAUAUUCUUGAUGCAAAACCCAAAGAGAUAUCUGAAAUUCAGCGUUUAAAUUAUGAGCAGAAUAUGAGUGAUGCAAUGGCGAUUCUGCACAAGCUACAGACAGGUCUGGAUGUCAAUGUGAAGUUUACAGGUGUACGAGUAUUCGAAUACACACCGGAAUGCAUAGUGUUUGAUCUUCUUGACAUCCCAUUGUACCACGGAUGGCUAGUGGAUCCCCAGGUUGCUGACAUAGUAAAAGCAGUUGGUAACUGCAGUUACAAUCAGCUCGUGGAGAAGAUCAUUUCUUGUAAGCAGUCUGACAACAGUGAACUGGUUAGUGAAGGAUUUGUAGCUGAGCAGUUUCUAAAUAAUACGGCUACGCAGUUGACGUACCAUGGGCUGUGCGAGUUGACUUCAGCUGUCCAGGAGGGAGAGCUCUGCGUGUUCUUCAGGAAUAACCAUUUUAGCACCAUGACCAAAUAUAAGGGUCAACUUUACCUGCUGGUAACAGACCAGGGUUUUCUUACAGAAGAGAAAGUUGUCUGGGAGAGCUUGCACAAUGUGGAUGGCGAUGGAAAUUUCUGUGAUUCUGAGUUCCACCUACGGCCUCCUUCAGACCCUGAAACUGUCUACAGAGGGCAGCAGGAUCAAAUCGAUCAAGAUUAUCUGAUGGCUUUGUCUCUACAACAAGAGCAGCAAAAUCAAGAGAUUAACUGGGAACAGAUACCAGAAGGAAUCAGUGAUCUAGAGCUAGCAAAGAAGCUCCAAGAAGAGGAGGACAGGCGAGCUUCUCAGUACUAUCAGGAACAAGAACAAGCAGCUGCUCAGGUCCAGCAGGUGCAAGGUGCUCCUUCUCCAGCAAGUGGAAGACAAUCUGGGAGCAAUGAACGCAAACGUAAAGAGCCUCGAGAGAAAGAGAGAGAAAAAGAGAAGAAUAGCUGUGUUCUCUUGUAACACUAAAUGGAAAAUAGCAUGGAGCCAAGUGCAUGUCCUCAGAAGCAAAAACAAGGAGUAAAAAGGAAGACAAACCCGUUACAUGCCGCCUGUGCCUGAUUACCCCACGGAUUUUGUUCAUGUUUCAGGAGAAGAUGGGUGACUUUGUUACAAUCAUAUAGACUUUCUUCAAAGUCAUAGUGUGUGCUGCUUGAGAUGGAAUUCCAAAUCACAGUUGGAUGUGGCUGUGCUUUGAGUUAGUCAUAAGAAAUACUGCACCUUGUAGCUGAAAACACAAGUCAUGGCAAGUUUUGUGUCAUAGUGACAUCCAUUACUUAUUACAUCAGUAAGCUAUUUUAUCUUCCACUCUAAACAAAGGAGGUAACUGGUUUUGUUUAAGACUCUUUUCCUAAAGUAUGUACACUAGCACAACAGAAUCCUGUGUUACUUUCAUGGUAUGAAACUAUAUCUUAGGCUGGGUAUAGUCUUCAUGACAUAAGUGCCCAAAUAACAGGUGGGCAUUGCCUCCUCAGUGUGUCCAGAUAUCUUUGCUUCUGGAUCUAGUACGUUUGGUUUUUUGAACCCAGAUUUAUACUGUGUUAGUGCUGUUGUUGCAUCUCCUUGCCAGCUUUCUUGCCCCAGGAAUACAUGACUUGAUCAUAUAAAAAACUGUUAUUAAAAAACGGGGCAUUUACUAAUGAGCGAGAUGAAUAUUGUUUGUUUUUCUUGCAAUUACAAACUGGGUAUGACAACUCAGAUGUUAUCAGGGUUAAACAAGUAAUUUUAUAGGUAAUUUCUUUUCCUUUAAGUAUUUUUUUUUCCACUUGUAGGUAAACUGGACCAGAUAGGAACUUAUUUAUUGACCUCUCUGUAUGAUAGGUAAACAGUGAGAGGGAACUAAGGUCCAUAAUAAUCCUUAUUCUGUCUAAGAAUGCAGAGUUAAAAUAACUGUCUGCCUUUUUUUCCAGAAGUACCUUCAACUUUAACAUGACGUUAACAUGUUCACUUGUGUAUUUGAGCAAGUGUACUGUAAUUAAAUACAUACUUUGUUUUCUAAAUCAUAUAUCCUUAAAAAGCACACUUAGGAAGGGUGAGAGAAAAGCUAGGCUAAUCUCUUGAGAUUGUUUGGAAAGGUGGUCAGGUGUAAUAUUUUGUUUUAAAGAGCUAAUUUAGAAUUUUUGGAAAUCAGAUUUUUCUUAUUUAUGGGAACCAAACAAACAUGUUGCAUCUUCUAGUAUCUAUAGAAUACAGGAAUGGGAUGCUCACAGAAUUCUGAGGGGACCAAAACUCCUCCUCCACUUAGAUUAAGUCAAUAACAGUUAUCUUCUUGCUGAACCUUUUUGAUAAAAUUUGUAUUUCACAAUUUGUAGAUACUUUUGAAAAAGGCUGCUUCUCCUGGACAAGUCGAUAGCUUGCACAAGUCUGGUACAGCUGAAGUAGCUGGGUGGGAUAUGACAUUCCUGCUUUCAGGGGUUUGGAGAAUGUCUGUAAGAGAGAGGCUGUCUAAACACAAGCUGACAGGUAAAAAGCUGCUUUACAACUGUUUCGAGCAGAAUUGCUGGGAUGAUACUAGAAUGAAAAUUAGACGUGUAAAGGAAGAAUGUCUUACUAAAUGAAGAGCCAGUUUAUACCACUUUUUUUAUUCCAUGCUUUUUUCUUUUCUGUUUUUCAAUUUUGUUAUAAUUUCUGUUUUAUAAAAAUGAAGUAAUGAAGGGUAGGUCUCUAAUAUGUAAAUUGUAAAUGUAAAAAAAUUCUCUAUAUUCUCUGGUGAAGUCAUGCCCAGGAAAGUCAUUUUAACACAUAAUGUAUGCAGUUUAGAUAAAUUUCUGUGUCAAAGCAAAGGUUGACCACAUUUUUUCCUUUGCAGCAGCCUAACUUAUUCAAACAAACUCGUGUGAUGGAGGAUCACCGACAUAAUGACUUGUCUACAUUAAGCAAAUUACAGAAUAUUUCGGUAGUGUCAAUAAUGAAGACUUAAAGGCAGAAUGUUGUUUAAAAACAUUCUGUUACUAAGAUUUUUUCCAAAUUUGUGUAUUUACAUUUAUUUAUUUCCCUUGAAAAAUAAAUAUGUCAAGCUAAGUGUUUGUUAUCUUAUUAUUUUCAGUACAGUGUUGCCACUUCAAAUUUUGUAACAAAUUUGAUUUGAGCAGGCAUUGUGGCUGUCAUAGAUGCUUUUUGCCUGAAAUACUUGCUUCUAUUAGAAUAAUUCAUGUAGUGUUUCCAGUUUCAGACAGAUGUGCCUGAAGCCUAAUACACUGUAGUGAUCACAAUGCCAUUUGGUCACAAAGAAAGAAAAGUUAAAUGUCAGCGCUCAUCACAAAGACUCAAGGCUUUGGAGAAAAGGUAAAGAACUCCUGAAAUGUAGGGCAUCGUUCUGCAUGGGUUGAGAUUGCUAGUGGCAGAAGUUAAAAGCAGGUGAGCUUGUUAACACCCAAAUGAAAUAUGUAUGGAAGCUUAAUUAAUGCCCUACUGUGACUAACCACUUCAAAAGUAACUGUCACAGUUGGUAUAUAAGACAAUAUCCGAUGAAUUAAAAACUGAACAGAACCUCUUUUAUCUGUAAUAGUGAACUUGGAAAACAGUAUCACAGAGUAACUGUGGAGCACUAGCAGAGUUGCUGUGUAUUUCUGGCUCUGUUUACUUCAUUUACACUCCUUUUCAAAGCUCAUGUCCUGGCAAAAAGUUACAGACUUGCACUUUACAUUUGUUAUAUAAUUUAGCAUGCACACGCUGCAACUACCUACGUAAUGUAUAUGAAAGUGUCAGAAAAGUAGAGUAGAACUUGUUUUCCUCUAGAUAAAAGCUAGCACAGAAGACAAUCAUAGAAUUUCCUGUUGUUUUGUUGUAGUUGUGUAAUAAAGCUCAAUACAAGUAUUAAAAUUAGCGAAAAGUUGAGCACUGCCAUAGUGUUAAAUGUGUUUCUAAAAGGCACUUUGUAAAUGCUCAGUUCUACCACUUUUCCUAAGUGGAUUCAUGUGGAAUCUGAGGCCAAAAGAAAGCAAAUCCAAAUGAAGAUGGUAACGUAAGAGAAAGAAGUUAACAUUCCUGAAAAUACACUUAAACACAAUGCAAAAAACAUUUUUUGUAGCAAGUCAUCUACUUAAUAUAAUAAAGUAUGUAUUCAGAUUGUCUUCAGAGCACUUCUUGUGGAUCCCAGACAUACAAGUUUACAAAUGCAGCAUACACUCUUCUGUAUACACUUGCACUGCGUUGCUAGUCAGUCUCUACACUUGAUAUUUCACACUAUUGUCAAAUAUUUCUUCAAACUUGUAUGCACAAGUUCCUGAAAAAAUUUUCCAGUAUAUAAUAAAAGGCAAUUCAGCUUCUUGAAAUUGCAUCUUCUGGUGUAUUCAGCAGGAAAUACUACAGUAAAAUGUGAAGCUGAUAUACUUGUAACAGAUCUUUCUUCUUCCCUGCUGCAAUAGACUCGUAACCCAAAGCUAACUCAUUGGCUUGACAAUGUUUUUACUGUCAGGAUGCUUAGCGCAGUAACUGAAAUUUAUACUAAGUAAAUCUUUAAGUACAACGUAAUGAAUUAAGAACUGUAUUUUAUACAAAAACAGACUCUUAGAGGUUGUAAUCUUAAACAGAUGACUCAACAAAUGCAAGCUAAUUGAUGCAAUGUCCUCAUUAGAAAGCAUAUUGCAGAAAAGGAAAAAUAACAGCCUUUCUUUUGGUUGCAAUAUGAUGCUUACUGUCCUCCAUCUAUGCUAUGGCUCUGGUAACAAGAAAAAUCUGACAUUAAAAUGUGUUCACGUAGUCCAGUGACAACAAAUGUCAAUGCAAGAACUUAAAACAUACGUGUUUUGUUUUGUGCAAUUAUUUUAUUUUCUAUUUGGCACAUUCAGCCCUAGACUGGUUGCAGUGUUGUCUUGAGUGGGAAGAUCUGGUGAGAUGAAUGACACUUAUCGAAAUCCAUCUACACAGAAAUCUGUUUGAUGUUAAUUUUCAGUGUUUUUCUAUAGCUCCUUCUUGUUAACAGCUUGUUUUUGUAGUUGUCCAGUACACAAGCAAUGUAUUCGAGCUCAAUUACCACUUCCUACGAAGAACUGUGGUGGGCAAAUAGAGUGAAGUGACCAGAACAUAAAGAUCCAUGUGCCACCUAAUUUUCUUGAAAUUGCUGAGGGGUUUGUCCUUAAUUUUGCUGUAGCUUAAUAAAUACCUGUAGUACAGCGUGUACUGGCCAGAUCUUCUCACCCAAGUAAUGACCAGCAUACUUGCUUCAUGUCUGUCCCUGUGUUUCUCCUCUUCCUCUCGUGGUGCUUCUAGGCCAAGACAAGCUGUUCAGACCCUCUGAUGUCUCAACAUUUUUAUUAAAUGUCAGUUGUCUGCUGUUUAAUUUUGGCUGUGUCAGCUCUGCCACUCUGAGCUCUCUCUUUACCCGAAGAAUCACCUCUGGGGAACUUCCUUAAAGUUCUUUAUUGCCUUUAAAGUUACUGUUCUGGUUUAUGCGAUUACUUUUGCUCAUGGAGAAACCUAGUAGGUUGAAAUGAGCAAUUCAUUCUCUGAGAAAUUUAGGUAUCCAGUUAAUUAUCUUUAGAAGUCAAAAUACUGUGUGUGCUUCUACAUGGCAGCAAAGAACAACUCUCAACAAAGCGUUGUUAGGACUGGGAAAUGCAUACGGGAACGAUUCAGCUGAGCUACAGUACUCAAUUUCUUAGCUUAAACAGCAUACUUAACAACAGAUUAUUUGGUAACAAUAUGAAAAGGCAUCUGUUUCUCUGAAUGUGUUGAUGAAACGUGAAAUAAGGCACUGUCAGUGCUUGUAUCGCUGGGUGUGUCACACAUUUAAGGAAGUAGGUGCUGGUGGUGCAGCCAACAGCCUUACUGGGGCCAAAAGUGAGUGGAACUUGAUUGUCUGCUACAGUCAAACACCAAGCCAAAUCUUGGUGCUGGGUAGGGGCGUCAAAACUUGCACAAGUUUUAUAUUUCUUUCAGUUAAUCUUUUGAGAAUGUCCUUUCAAGUCCUGUCCAGUUUAAGUGAUGCAUAUUGUGAAAUUCAUUAACGAGGGAGUGAUCUGCUAGUGGUGUGAGACAGUGCCUUCAGCUCACACAAACUGAGAUCUGAGCAGAAUCCAGAGAGGUGGAGGAAGUAGCACUAACAAUAGUGUGCUGCUCCUGGAGGCAGGACGAUACAGGCCUCACCAUGUAAUGUGUCAAAUCCAAGCAUCUAACUGUCCUAAGUCCGUAUUACAAUUUAAUAUAUGGACCAGCUCUCAUAGCCAAAGGUGCACUUCUUUGUUGUGAAAAAAUUACACAAUUAUUUGACUGCUUUCUUAAUAGACUUUCAAAAUAGCUUAAACUGUUCUUUUUGGUAUUUUCAGUCUUGGGAAAUUAAUGCAUAAAGCUUUGAGUAGGAAAUGACACACUUUUUUUUUUUUCUUUUGUAGUAUAGUUAUAGGAAAGAUAAUAUUGAGGGGGGGAAAAACACAAUCAAAUUUGAUUUUGUAUGAGAAUGUUGUAUUUACCUAUGUAUGUUGCAGUCAUCUUUUAGAACUGAUAAAUUGCUUCAUCAGUAACAAGCCUCUGCUCUAGAAAUAGUUAGGAAUGGAUUUAUUUAUAAAUAAAUAAUGCUGUUUUUUAAACUUGAGUUUCUAUUGUACGUUGCUAUAGUUAACAGUUCAGAACUACCUUACAGUAACUGCUGGUGGCUGAAUGUGUUUUUGGAUCCUUUAAACUUCAAGAGCAGUAUUUUAAUAUUUGUAGCACUUGUCCAAAUUUAUUUUAUUAAAUGUCUCUCCAGUCCAACCUCAUACUGACACAAACAGGCAUGAGGAAGAAACUGAAACAUGGCAUUUCAGUGUAGGCUGAAGCAUGCCAGUCAUGCAGUUAAUUACAACUGGGAAAUCUUGGAGUAACGAAGAGUCUACUUUUUUAAGCAAGUCUACUGUCAAAUUAUCCUUUGUAUUUUUAGUAUGUGUAUUCAGUACCCUGCCUAUAUCUAAGAGAACUUCGUUUUCUCCUCAGUAUUUUAGUUCCAAGGCAACAAAUGUUCUCUUAAUUGUAGGUUAGUUUUUUAUCAUUAUUGUUUUACUGCAGAUUAACUACAGCCAAAAAGAAUUGUUUUAUGUUAAUUACUGCUUUUGCUUAUAUAGCUGGGUUUUGGUGGAGUCCUUGAGAUUGAAAGCUUAAAAACAGAUUUUAUAUCAGGUGAAUAAAUAAAAUGUUCUGC
Numida meleagris (helmeted guineafowl) is the source of this 7325-nucleotide messenger RNA. It is a transcript of the gene MINDY2, whose product is annotated as MINDY lysine 48 deubiquitinase 2. Lineage: Eukaryota; Metazoa; Chordata; Aves; Galliformes; Numididae. Gene Ontology annotation, cellular component: cytosol; cell periphery. The transcript has 10 exons. Gene Ontology annotation, molecular function: cysteine-type carboxypeptidase activity; K48-linked deubiquitinase activity; cysteine-type deubiquitinase activity. The record is from RefSeq and is a predicted model, not a curated record. Gene Ontology annotation, biological process: protein K48-linked deubiquitination. Bases 152 to 1174 code for a protein of 340 amino acids.